Molecule: messenger RNA, 1326 nt
Organism: Caenorhabditis bovis
Lineage: Eukaryota; Metazoa; Nematoda; Chromadorea; Rhabditida; Rhabditidae
Source: the annotation of a GenBank genome assembly
AUGAGAGAAAUUGUUCAUAUCCAGGCCGGACAGUGCGGUAAUCAAAUUGGAUCCAAGUUUUGGGAGGUGAUUUCUGAUGAGCAUGGAAUCGACCCGGAUGGCCAAUAUGUUGGCGACUCUGACCUACAAUUGGAGAGAAUUAGUGUGUAUUACAAUGAGGCAGGGCAAAACAAAUACGUUCCAAGAGCUGUACUGGUGGAUCUUGAACCAGGAACUAUGGAUUCUGUGAGAUCGGGUCCCUUCGGUCAACUAUUCCGACCAGACAACUUUGUUUUUGGACAAAGCGGAGCGGGAAACAAUUGGGCCAAAGGGCAUUACACGGAAGGUGCCGAACUUGUUGACAAUGUUUUGGACGUUGUGCGUAAAGAAGCGGAAGGAUGCGAUUGUCUUCAAGGGUUUCAACUUACUCAUUCGCUCGGUGGAGGUACCGGAUCGGGAAUGGGUACACUGUUGAUCUCGAAAAUCCGCGAAGAAUACCCCGAUCGCAUUAUGAACACAUUCUCUGUUGUUCCGAGCCCAAAAGUUUCCGACACUGUCGUCGAGCCCUACAAUGCUACACUAUCGGUUCAUCAGCUAGUUGAGAACACCGAUGAAACAUUCUGUAUCGAUAAUGAAGCCCUGUACGACAUUUGCUUCCGCACACUCAAGCUCACGACUCCAACUUACGGAGAUUUGAAUCAUCUUGUUAGUGCAACAAUGAGUGGAGUUACUACUUGUUUGAGAUUCCCAGGACAGCUCAAUGCUGAUCUUCGCAAACUUGCGGUUAACAUGGUCCCAUUCCCCCGUUUGCAUUUCUUCAUGCCAGGAUUUGCUCCAUUGACUAGCCGUAGCAAUCAACAGUACCGUGCUGUCACCGUGCCAGAGCUCACACAGCAAUGCUUCGAUGCCAAAAACAUGAUGGCGGCCUGUGAUCCAAGGCAUGGAAGAUACCUCACCGCUGCAGCUAUUUUCAGAGGAAGGAUGAGCAUGAAGGAAGUUGAUGAGCAAAUGCUGAACAUCCAAAACAAGAACUCAUCAUACUUCGUCGAUUGGAUUCCAAACAACGUCAAGACCGCAGUGUGCGAUAUUCCGCCAAGAGGACUUAAGAUGUCAGCAACUUUCAUCGGAAACUCUACAGCCAUUCAGGAGCUCUUCAAGAGAAUUUCUGAGCAAUUCACGGCAAUGUUCCGCCGUAAAGCUUUCCUCCAUUGGUACACUGGCGAAGGUAUGGAUGAAAUGGAGUUCACCGAAGCCGAAAGCAACAUGAACGACUUGGUCUCUGAAUACCAGCAAUACCAAGAAGCUGCUGCUGAUGAGGAUGCCGCUGAAGCAUUCGAUCAAGAGUAG